AUUUCCACGAGCUGAAUAGUGAAAACCCCAACCCGAAACGUUCUCAACUGAAAACAAAUUUCGUCAUUUACUUCCCCGCUCGAAGGCUUCCGGUAACCGGCGAACAAAAAAAUAUGGCGGCUGGACGAUUGCGAUUUACCUCUCUCCUCCGUACCCUUUCUUCUCCCGCCUCCGCCUCCUCCGCUGCCCGGAGAUCUAGUUCUCUGAUCAGUCCCCAGCACUCGAGGAGUUACGCCGCUGCCGCUGCUCCAAAGGAGCAGAAAGUGAAGGUACCUGUGACGAUGUUUGGGCUUUCUGGAAAUUAUGCCUCAGCUUUGUACAUUGCAGCUGUGAAAGCAAAUGCCUUGGAUAAAGUUGAAUCUGAGAUUUCUGACCUUAUUGAGGCAACAAAGAAGAGUCCGACAUUUUCUCAGUUUAUGAAGGAUUUGUCAGUACCAGCGGACAAAAGAACAAGGGCUAUACAUGUUAUUUGUGAGGAAGCAAAAUUUUCUGAUGUUACCAAGAACUUCUUAUUUGUUUUAGCUGAAAAUGGGAGGCUGCAACAACUAGAAAACAUAGCAAAGAGGUUUACAGAGGUGACCAUGGCUCAUAGGGGAGAAAUCAAAGCCAUUGUAACAUCAGUCAUUCCCCUUCCACCAGAAGAGGAGAAAGAACUGAAAGAAACACUUCAGGAUGUUAUUGGACAGGGGAAGAAGGUGAAGCUUGAACAGAAGAUUGAUCCCAGCAUUCUUGGUGGCCUUGUGGUGGAAUUUAGUCAAAAGGUUUUUGACAUGUCUAUAAAGACAAGGGCUCGUCAGAUGGAGAGAUUCCUGCGUACUCCCAUCGACAGGAUCUGAAGCUGCUGCAACUUCUCAGGGCCCUUAAACUCCUCAUUUCUCAGUUAUUUCCUUAAUUGACUUGAAGAAAAUUUCAAAUACCUCUCAUCCUCUUGCUUUGGCCGAUGUAUUUUCUUUGCUUCGAAAGUGCCUGAUUGCAAAUAAAUGGUACCAUAUACGCGGAAUAUUUUGUAUGCACCACUUUUUGAGAUUAUAAAUUGCAGGUUAACAGGUCCAUCCAAUUGUCUAUGAUUGUUCUCUUUUAAAAGGAUUUGUUGCAUUCUUUCUACUUCUUGUUCGGCUUUCUGAAAGUUUUGCUGUAUGAGACAGUUGAUGAGGUUUAUCAGGCUAUUAGUAGCUUGCUUUUC
Messenger RNA from Coffea eugenioides, 1183 nucleotides. Its product is annotated as ATP synthase subunit O, mitochondrial. Gene Ontology annotation, cellular component: membrane. The transcript has 6 exons. The record is from RefSeq and is a predicted model, not a curated record. The coding region runs from base 114 to 836 and encodes 240 amino acids. NCBI's taxonomy places the organism in Eukaryota, Viridiplantae, Streptophyta, Magnoliopsida, Gentianales, Rubiaceae. Gene Ontology annotation, molecular function: proton-transporting ATP synthase activity, rotational mechanism. Gene Ontology annotation, biological process: proton motive force-driven mitochondrial ATP synthesis.